AAUCUUCAACGACACGUCGGUUUUGGAACUAGAAGAGAGGCGGGGGUACGCGAUGGCCUCGCGCUCUAUAUGUAGGCUCGCCCUCGUGCGCUCUCACCUGUCCCCAAACCCUCUCAUGGCUUCUGAGAAGGAUGCCGCUCUCUCCGCCGCUCCCUCCGAUUCUCCAACCAUAUUUGACAAAAUCAUGAAGAAGGAAAUUCCUUCCACUGUUGUCUAUGAGGAUGAUGUGGCGCUGGCUUUCCGGGACAUCUCACCUCAGGCUCCAACGCACAUUCUGAUUAUUCCAAAAGUGAAGGAUGGGUUAACUGGACUGUCUAAGGCCGAGGAGAGGCACUGUGAGAUUCUUGGGCGCCUUCUUUACACUGCCAAACUUGUUGCCAAACAGGAAGGCCUCGAAGACGGCUUUCGUGUUGUGAUUAAUGAUGGACCAAGUGGAUGUCAGUCAGUUUACCACCUUCACAUCCACCUCCUUGGUGGGCGACAAAUGAACUGGCCACCGGGCUAAGUUUUAAAGCCACGCACUGGAAUCGAUGGAGAGACUUCGCUAAUAUCCUGUCAUAGACACUUGUUUAGUAGCUGCUACUUUCUAGCGAUAUUUGAAUGACAGUGAAUGAAAUCCUGAUAAUUUACGGAGGGUGCCAUAUCAUCGGCCUCUCCGCGAUGGCCACAGGCCAAUACAGUCUGCUAUUUGGCUAUUU
Messenger RNA from Rhodamnia argentea, 698 nucleotides. RefSeq names its product 14 kDa zinc-binding protein. Bases 53 to 505 code for a protein of 150 amino acids. The record is from RefSeq and is a predicted model, not a curated record. Gene Ontology annotation, molecular function: adenylylsulfatase activity. NCBI's taxonomy places the organism in Eukaryota, Viridiplantae, Streptophyta, Magnoliopsida, Myrtales, Myrtaceae. Gene Ontology annotation, biological process: sulfur compound metabolic process; purine ribonucleotide metabolic process. The transcript has 5 exons. Gene Ontology annotation, cellular component: cytoplasm.